GGGGUUCUGCUUGCUCUGUGUGCCCAGGUAGAGGCGCCUGUCUGUGGGCUGAGAGACAGCUCCAGUCAGGCGUCAGUGUCCUGCUCCUCCAUGGAGGAGGUGAGCAGCCUCGGUCCUGGUCCUCCCUCACCCCAGACCGAAGGGCCGUCGGCGGGCUCGGGCGUGUCUGGCGGCCCCUGGCCCGGCUGGAACUCCACAGGCGGCAGGCGGACGGCAGGAGGAGGAGAGGAGGAGGAGGAGGAGAGGAAGGACAAGCUGACGGAGGUGUGCCCGGCUGUCCUCCACUCCUCCGCCCGUUCUCUCUCUCCGUUCCGCAGGCACAGCUGGGGGCCAGGGAAGAACCCCGCAGCAGAGACAGAGAUGGGCCAGCGCAGUUCUUUGAGAACUCAGUUGGAAGAAAAACCUGUGAAGCCGACCUCUCAUAGGAGAAGUAUGAGUUGGUGUCUGUCCAGCAGCCCUAUCCCUGCCCAGGAACACUUUGACACCAGAAGUUACAGUCUGGAAGGUCUGCCAGCACCGGGGGCUGCUGGAGCCCAGCCCUGCCCCAGCCAGCAGGCUUCAGAGCGGGGAGAGUGUGCAGGGCGUGCACCCCCUCUGGAGGGGGAGGAGAGAGGCUCUCUGGUCUCCCUGACCGAGGAGUCUGACCUGGGAGACGCUGGUAGCCUAGACAGCCAGAGGUCAGUCAGAGUGCUAACCACCAGACACAGCUGCUCCUCCAUGCCCCUUCCCCUCACCAAGUCCAUCUCCAUGGUAACCAUCAGCCACAGGGAGCUGGACGCCAGCAGAAGCCCACGACCCAGGAGACGCAUCUCCUUCUCCUUCAGCAUCUCCCCGCUCCUCCCAAAGCCCAAAACGCUCUUUUCUAUUGGCUCCUCCUCCAGUGACGAGGAGGAGGGUGUGCGAGCGGGGUCGUUCUCCAGCACGUCCGGGUCCAUAGAGUACAGCAUCUCGGAGGAGGACCCCGGCCCACUGAGGACUGAGACAGAGAGCAGAACAGGUACCAAGGUGAGCCGCACCUUCAGCUACCUGAAGAACAAGAUGAGUAAGAAGAACAAGGAGAAGGACAAGGACCGGAGUCGAGAGAAGGAAAAGGAGUCCAAGGACAAGACAGUGAACGGCCAUGUGUUCAGCCUGGCCAUACCACCUCCCGCCACUGGGUGUCAGCACUGCAGCAAAACCAUCAACGCUAAAGAAGCCUUCCUCUGUACCAACUGCAGCGCUCAAGUCCAUAAGGGCUGUAGGGAGAACCUGCCUGUCUGUGCCAAGGUCAAGAUGAAGCAACAGAAACAGCAGUCCAUGCCAGAUACAGCAUCUAUGCCUGGAGUCGCAAUGAGAACAUCCUCGUUGUCACGGGAACGACCCCUGUCUGCCAUCUCACCCCUUGACGACCAAGUGGCAAUGAUGCCCCCCCCUCGCAGGAAUCCCAGCAUCCUCUCCUUCUCCAACCACAACCCUCUCUCCAAGAGCAUCUCCAUCAGUAACAUCGCUGGGCCAGUGGUGGAGGACAUGUCUCUGAGAGGGUUUAAGUACCUGUCCCAGUCCACCGAGGCUCUGCACAAGACCAGCAAGAUCAACGAGUCCACAGAGUCCCUCACAGAUGAAGGGACAGAGAUGAUAGACAGCCAGCUGAUGGGGGAGUUUGAGGCGGAGGUGAGGAGGCUGGAGGGAGACUCGUGGAGCUUCAGCAUGGAGAAGAAGUUUGUCAAACAGCAGAAGAAGGAAGUGGUGAAGAGACAGGACGUCAUCUACGAGCUGCUCCAGACAGAGAUGCACCACGUGCGGACCCUCCGGAUCCUGUCUGAGGUGUACAGUAAGGGGCUCCAGAGGGAGGUGCAGCUGGACAGGGAGACUCUGAGCAGGAUGCUGCCUGUGCUGGAUGAGCUGCUGGAGCUGCACACCUGCUUCUUCACCAGCCUGCUGGAGCGCAAGAGGGCCUCGCUGGUGGACGACAGCAGGGAUGACGGCAGGGACGACAGCUGCUACCUCAUCCGCAGGAUAGGGGACGUCCUUCUGGCGCAGUUCUCAGGCCCGACUGCAGAGCGGAUGAAGAAGGUGUACGGGAAGUUCUGCAGCCGCCACAACGAGGCGGUCAACCUCUACAAGGACCUCCACGCACGGGACAAACGCUUCCAAGCCUUCAUCAAGAAAAAAAUGAGCAGCACAAUUGUCAGGAGACUCGGCAUCCCAGAAUGCAUCUUGUUAGUGACGCAACGAAUCACCAAGUACCCAGUCCUGCUCCAGAGGGUACUGCAGCACACCAAAGAGAGCGAGGAGGACUACGAGGGCGUGAGCCAGGCCCUGAAGCAGGUGAAGGAGGUGAUUGCGGCGGUGGACUGCAGGGUGAACGAGCAGGAAAAGAAGCGGAGGCUGAAGGAGGUGUACGCACGCACAGACAGCAAGUCCAUCAUGAGGAUGAAGAGCGGCCAGAUGUUCGCCAGGGAGGACCUGCUCAGGGGGCGCAGGCUGGUGCAUGAUGGGACGCUGCAGCUCAAGAACUCUGCAGGACGUCUGAAAGAGGUCCAGGCCAUGCUCUUGUCAGAUGUCUUCGUGUUCCUUCAGGAGAAAGACCAGAAGUUUGUUUUUGCUUCUCUGGACCAGCGCUCCACAGUGAUCUCUCUCCAGAAGCUGAUUGUGCGGGAGGUGGCUAAUGAGGAGCGAGGCCUGUUCCUGAUCACGGCGGGGAUCGAGAAGCCAGAGAUGGUGGAGGUGAUGGCCAGUAGCCGGGAGGAGAGGAACACCUGGAGGCAGCUCAUACAGGACGCCAUGCACUGCAUAGAGAAGGAUGAAGACGAGGGUGUUCCCAGUGAGAACGAGGAGGACAGGAGACAGUUGGAGAGUAAGGCCAGGGAGGUCAGAGAAAAAUUGAGAAGGAAGGAUGAGGAGAUUGUGACGCUAUUGGAAGAGAAGAUCCACAUCUUCAGAGACAUGAGCGAGGGCCCGCCCCCUGACGAGCCCAGCCCACCAAUCAGGAGCCGGAUGCUCUUCAGGGCCACUCCUGAUGAUGUCACCAAGGGCGAACCAAUCAUGAAGGACGCCCUGAAGGAAGUGGAGACGCUGCAUAUGCUGGUGAACAGCGGCCUGGGCGGGGCCGUGGUGGCGAGCUCCCAGGAUGCACCUGGGGCCGCCGUGUGUCUGCCGCGCCGGGCUGAGACCUUCGGAGGCUUCGACAGCAAGAACGGAGAUAGAGAAGAGGGCGGUGACUCACCAGACCUUCGCAGGACUGAGUCAGACAGCGUCUUAAAGAAGGGUGGCAACACCAACCUGGUCCUGCUCAAGAGGAACAAUGAGCAGGUUCUCCACAGUGUCACUCAUCUCCAUGACCUGCUCAGCACUCUGCAGGCCGUGGUGGUCCAGCAGGACUCCUACAUCGAGGACCAGCGGCAGACCCUUAGCGAGCGCCCCCACCCCUCGCGCCACUCCUCCUCCUCCUCCUCCCUCUCGUCCUCCUCCUCCUCGCGGCCCUCCUCCCUCAUCGAGCAGGAGAAGCAGCGCAGCCUGGAGCGGCAGAGGCAGGAGGCGGCCCAGCUGCAGAGGCAGCAGGCCGCGCACGUCGAGGAGCGGCGGCGGCGGGAGCGGGAAUGGGAGGCGCGCGAGAAGGAGCUGGUGUCCCGGGAGGAGCAGGUGGCCGGGCAGGAGGAGGAGAGCGCCAGGAGGUGCAAGGAGCUGGAGGAGGAGAGGCAGCAGCUGCAGCGCUGGAAGGAGGAGUACCAGAGAGAUCUGGAGAGGCUGAGGGACGCUCAGAGGAAGCUGGAGAGAGAGAGGGAGGCGCUGAGCAGGGAGGCGCAGAGGGGGCAGCUGCUGAAGAAGGCUGAGGCUGAGCUGCACCAGAAGGCCCAGGUGCCCCCCUCCCAGGUGCCCCCCUCCCAGGUGCCCCCCUCCCAGGUGCCCCCCUCCCGGACCCCCUCCACUACCUCCGAAGACUCCCUCAAGUUCCUCAGCUCCAGUUCCCUGGACGGAGAGAAGGAGGUGGGCAGAGCUGAGCUGUCGUGCUCCGCCCCCAGCGCUGGCCACUCCUUUCUCAGGAUGGGCUCCAAGAGGAAGGGCAAGAACCUCAACCUCUUCUCCUCCUCCUCAUCCUCCUCCCAGGCUGGGGAGCCCCAGCACCAGCUUCCCUCCAGGCUCCUCCAGCUCUCCAAGAAGGACAAGAAAGACAAGAAGAAGAACAAGGGCAAGGGUCCCAAGCUGCAGCUGUCUGACGACCAGCCCAGCGUGACCUUGGAACCUCCUGCUGAUGGAGAAGUCUUCUGCUGACCCCUGACCCCCGACCCCCACGCAGCUGUGGACAGGAACAGGACUGUUGAACACAGGAAGCACUCAAUCACUUCCUGUGACCUUGUCCUUGGUUGCUGUGGCAACGUGCAACACACUCUGACUGUCUGGCUGCUUGUCUGUGACGGUUGGAGGUGUUGACUUUGGGACUGCUGUGGCCUCAGUCGUGUCAGAGCCCCUGAAGUCCUCCACCUGUGGCACAGGACACGCCACAUCCAACCACAUACCCCAGCUAGCAGGGGCUCGAUGUCACGUGUCAACAGGCUGGUCACCAUGGGGAUUCAGGGGCGGAGUGAUCCGGAUAUGUGAUGUGUUCGGAUAUGCUGUAAACACAUGACUGCCCCUGAUUGAGUGGAGCUUUGACAGUGGUUUUCUGUUGUGUCACUAGCAUGAAAUAUAGCAAGGUUAAGACAACAACAUCCACACAACGUGGACAUUCGGACAUGGUUGAGACCAGUGACAAUUCGUCACCCGUAGCAACAGAUUGGAAAGUUAGCUACAAGCUAAUGGUAGCUGUAACUCCUUAAAACGGAGUCCUUGAAGAAUUAACCUCCACGAAAUACGUGAAGUCUCGAGGGGCAAUGAGUCGAUGUGUCUCAUCCUGAUUGAUCCUCGUUGUGCCUUACGUCUACCUUGGUUCUUGUGCCUGUCCCAUCGACCCUGCCUAGCCAGGCUUGACGAGCGGAUACAGAGCAGACGGCCAUCAGAGUCAGACAGGAGUAAUGGAUCCAUGAGUCACCACAGCAGGAUGGAUCUGGGUUGAGGAAGUGGAGUACAGACAAAGCCAAAGAGAAACAGGAGGGAGAAAAGGAGAUUAGAGUGGAGGGAAGGAGAGAGAGAGGAGGGAAGGAGAGAGAGAGGAGGGCGUCUCAGAGAGAGGGACUAGCGAGAGAGGAAAUGCCAUAGAGAGAGGAGGAGAAAGAGCUUGUAUGAAGGAAAGAGAGUCGAGGAUAAGAAAUGACGUCUGGGUCACGACUGGCAGUCCUCUUCCUCAGAUGGAUGUCAUGGACACAGUGUGACCAGAGAAGCCUUCGGAUAGAAACAUUUGUGGUUCUUUAAAUGCUCUCUCUCUCCCUCUCUCUCUCUCCCUCUCCCCCUCUCUCUCUCUCCCUCUCUCUCUCUCUCUCUCCCUCUGAAUCACAAAUCAGUCACAUCCUCUUUUAUUAGUCAGUCACUGCCAAACAUGCUGUGAGAGGGGAUGAGCACUUUAGUUUGAAUCAUAAAGGGAGAGAGAAAUGGUGAGAGAGAAGAGGAGAGAGAGAGAGAGAGAGGGGGAGGGAGGGAGAGGGAGAGAGAGAGAGAGAGAGAGGGAGGGAGAGAGAGAGAGAGAGAGAGAGAGAGAGAGAGAGAGAGAGAGAGAGAGAGAGAGAGAGAGAGAGAGAGAGAGAGGGGGAGAGAGAGAGAGUCGUUCUCCUCCCUGCUUUAAUAUGAGUCACAGUCAACCUGCAUGGAAGCAGAUCAAUAUUAGCAUGUUCUGUAAUUCACUCAGAUAUUCAAAUACGUUUUAUUGUUUUGUACAGAAAUAUUUAAUAAUGAGAUUGUGAAUAGUCUUGUAUGCCUGCGGUAGUCCUCAUGUUGUCACCUUGUUUGAAACUAAAUCGGUUGGUCAGUGAAGAAUGCAAGACUGGCCCUGCUUAGACCAAGACCCAUGCAAUCAAACCAAGAUUCACAGAUGGAAAUGUUGAUUAAUAGCCCUCCCUCCCCCUCGCUUGUGACCUCAGCACCCGGCUGUUAUUGAUGGCUGUGUGAUGGCUGUCGCCUCCUGUGCCUCUAGAAGGGGGGAGUGGGGUUGAUUACCUCCAAAUAUGAAGCCAAAUAUUUCUGCUUGUCAGCAGGUUUGUAAGCAGAGGCAUCCACUAACACGUGGGGCUCGUCAUUCCUCGCAUCUCAUUACAGGUUUUCAUCCUGUGAUGAUUUAUCCUUCAUUCUGGUUUCCACCACCAGAGGGCAGUGUGGUCUUGAUUUCUUUAUUUUUUGUUGAACUUUUUAUUUUUUUAAAUGUUUUUCUCUGAAAGCCAUGCACAAUAGUUUGUGGUCAAGUGACUAAAUAUACUGAUUCAAUCACUUCAUCAAGUCAGUGAGGGUUGCUUGCCUUCUCUGUAACGAAAGCACAGAGAGAUAUAAUUUAUAUUUUAAUUGGUUCGUUUAGUCCUUUAACUUAACAGAUUCCCUAGUUCAGGUGUGAUCACCACACCUGUCCUCUGUACACACUUCUGAGCUUGCUAGCGUUUCAUUGGCUAACACAAAGAUAGGAGAGACUGCCUCCAGUUAAAAUGCACUAGAAUAUAUUAACCAAUGAGCUUUAAGGAGUGGGGUGUGGUUCUGACAGUGAUACCAGUGCUUACAGAUCUGUGUGUGUUUGUACUCAAAAGGUACAGAUGUAUUUUCUUGCUGUUUCUCUGUAAAAAGGGCAAAGCAACAAGUAUGUAAAUAGGAGCCAUGUACAAAAUUGAACUUUUAAAGUUUUGAUUAUAGAUGAUCUUUCUUCUUCUUGGGUUGAUUGAAGCGUUUUCUAACGAGGCUUUAUUUAUGUUUCCACGGCUUUGGAGGCAAAGACAACAUGUACAUCUGUUUGUUUCACCUUAAUAAAUAACUAUUAUUGUGCGUCAA
Molecule: messenger RNA, 6879 nt
Organism: Osmerus eperlanus (European smelt)
Lineage: Eukaryota; Metazoa; Chordata; Actinopteri; Osmeriformes; Osmeridae
Gene: akap13b
Product: A-kinase anchoring protein 13
Exons: 29
Coding region: 91-4251 (1386 amino acids)
Biological process (GO): adrenergic receptor signaling pathway; regulation of Rho protein signal transduction; positive regulation of canonical NF-kappaB signal transduction
Cellular component (GO): actin cytoskeleton; membrane
Molecular function (GO): guanyl-nucleotide exchange factor activity; MAP kinase scaffold activity; protein binding
Source: RefSeq, a predicted model, not a curated record